This is a messenger RNA of Enhydra lutris kenyoni (northern sea otter), 2640 nucleotides long. Its product is annotated as chromosome unknown C1orf162 homolog. The record is from RefSeq and is a predicted model, not a curated record. NCBI's taxonomy places the organism in Eukaryota, Metazoa, Chordata, Mammalia, Carnivora, Mustelidae. The transcript has 9 exons. The coding region runs from base 1878 to 2393 and encodes 171 amino acids.
CCACAUGCCCCCAUAGGCUUGUUUGCAUUUAAUUCUCCCAUACUUAUUUAGGGAUGUACUUAUAAACAAAGGGCAACUUACAUAAUAGGAAAUAUUUGAAAAUGUGUACCAUUUGAGUAACUGCUAUUUUCUCUGACUUCUAGGAUUUUAAUUUAUGUAACAGCCGAUGUAGGGUCAGUAUUUAUUGGUAGCUAAUGUAUUCGUCUGCUACAGAAAUCAGAUUGACAUCUUUAUUGUUAUUAAAGAGAUUUUGCUACGGUUGGCAGAGGUGCUCCAAAUUAUUUGUUUAACAAAGGAUUUAUAAGUACCUAGUUUGUGCUAAGCACCAUUCUUCACUGAUCAUACAGAGAUAAAAUUCCCUCUCAGAAAGUUAAAAAUCUAGAAAAGGCAGUAAGAGUAUGUGAACAAUAGAGACUUUAGCACGGGUGCUUUGAGAAUAUAAUGGCAAGUACCACUUCAGGUAGUUUCACUAGCCUCAUUUUCCUUUUAUAGAACUAUCAGUCAGCGUUUAGUCGGAGAAGCAGAACUACUAGGAUAGAGGUUUGUACGGAAUUUGACUUGGCACUGUUGUGGGAGCUACUUAAGCAUGGCUCUCUGAGCUGUUAACCUUUGUUUCUGAUGUAGGAGCUCAAAGUCCAAGAGUAGGCAGGGAAGAGGGAAAGAUGGCUGUAAAGUGGGAGACACAGGAACAGGUAGAAAUCGCAACCACAGACCAAAACCCUUGUCAUUUUUACUACCUCGGACUUUGAUGGUAUGACUUCCAGAAAAGCCUGGGUCCUUUUUCACACAUACCGUGGCCAAAGGUUAGAAAAGCUAAAGAGUGCUCCAGGGAAAGGCUGGGAAGUUGUAGGCCAGUUAACACCUGGGAGCCACAGAUCACCAACCACACAUAUGAGCUCCUAAAUAGUUGCUGCUUCACAUCUGCUCUAUAAACUUGCUGAGGGAUCGAUUGCUCACUCUAACAGAAAUAUUCAGGGAAGAGAAUUCUGGAAAGUAAUUUCGUGUAACCCACUCGACACAUUACAAACCACCACAAUAACUAGCCUAUUAAUAAAAGUCAACCUGGAUGAAUAAUACUGAAAGCAAAAAUCUAAUCCCAAGAAGUCAGUGAACAUCCAGUGAAAUGGAGAGAGCAGAAAGGUGACAGGUGAGAAAGGGAAGGCUGAGCUGGCGUUUGAAAGAGAAAGUUAGCCACAAGAGUCAGGGGUUGGGUCCAGAAAGAAGGAGUAGCAUUCAUGAUUGUGGGGAAGCUAAUGUAAGAGAGUAACAUUUUUAAAUCUUAAGUUACUCAAGUGAAAUACAAAUAGGAGUUAUAUUAGGGUCCUUAAAUGUUCUGUUUAGCAGUUAGAUUUUGUUCUGAGGACUGGGGAGCCAGUAAAAGGUUUUAAGCAAAGGAAUGACAACUAGAUUUUUGUUUCAGAAAAGGUACUGUCAACAGAAGAAGACAGUUUGGAGAGAGGCAAAGCUUGCUCAGCGGCAGGAUCAUUCUAGCCAAAAGACAUUGAAGACCUCAACUGAAGGCCUCGUCAGUGUGGUUGGAAAGGAGUGACUUCACAGAAUAGUGGCUAUUCCCAGAGAAAUGAAGGAUGGAGUCCAGGACCCACUGAGGAGGGAAGCCGAGUAAAUAUCACCACUUCCCACCACCAACACACACAGUCAGCUGUACUUGGAAAUAAAGGUGAAGACCAAAAAACCAGCCCUUCCAUGGCCAGUGCCCUGCUGUGAGUGGAUGACUCCAUGAACACUCAGCCCUGAACUUGGAUUAAGAAUGGAAGAGAAAUAAAGAUUUUGAAAGAACUAAAUGAGUUAACAACCAGCAGCACUUCACUGAAAGACUAAAAGGUAUCCUUAAGACAAGGAAAAUGAUCCCAUAGAAAAUGCCAGAAACGGGAAAAGGAAGAAAAACAGCUGUUAAAUACCUUUCAAAGAGGAACAUUUUUUAUUCUCAGGAAGACAGCAUGGGAGGAUGGAGUUCCAAACCUGAACCCAAAAAUGACAAACCAAGUUUCAGCACAACAGCUCCGACAAUUGCCUCCAGACCCUGCUCCCAGGAGCCCACCAACAUACAGCAUUUGGUCUUGGCCUUUUUUGUGGGGGUCCUGCUAACGCUGCUGCUGCUGGUCCUUGUCUUCCUCAUCGUGAAGACCUACAGAAAAUGCCACUCCAGUCCCUGGGCCCGGGAUCCUCCCUUGGAUAGUCACUCCAGCCGUGAUCCUCCGGCCAAGCUUUCAUCUCCGGAGGAAGCACUUACCUAUGCUAGCGUAGCUUUCAAAACCUUGGAAGAAAAGAGUGAACACCUGACUGAGAAACGUUCUGCACCCUUGGACACGGACAAAUUCUGGACCACAGCAUGGUCUGGUUGGAGCUGUUUGGGUGGGAUCUGGAAAUGUUAGCCGGCGGUUUUGAAGACCGAGGGGGAGUGCUUCUCUUGGCCUGAGAAGACACUGCCAGCCCUCCUGCUUGGACGGACAGCCUCUUAGCCCUUUGAGGGCUGAGACGGCCUCCCUGGUCCUCUUCCAGAGUGUGUGGUACAGAGCUCAGCGCACAAAGGGUGCUCACUUGGUGCCACUGACCAGCUUGGGAGAAGCCAGCCUAAUGGGCAAGUGAGCAGGAGUUCCAAAUAAAACCAACCAGUCUGCA